Annulohypoxylon truncatum is the source of this 2950-nucleotide messenger RNA. RefSeq names its product DNase I-like protein. Bases 611 to 2350 code for a protein of 579 amino acids. NCBI's taxonomy places the organism in Eukaryota, Fungi, Ascomycota, Sordariomycetes, Xylariales, Hypoxylaceae. Gene Ontology annotation, molecular function: sphingomyelin phosphodiesterase activity. The transcript has a single exon. Gene Ontology annotation, cellular component: cytoplasm. The record is from RefSeq and is a predicted model, not a curated record.
CUAGAGAAUCUUCCACUUUCCGAUGCAGGGGGAAACUGCGAGUCUAAAAAUCUCCCAUGCAGGCAAGGAUGGAACAAUGGAAGCUUUAAUGAAGAAAUUGGUGUCAUCCCUGCAAUUAAUGACAUCGAUACUUUGUACUAGCUAAUUUUCUUCCCCUUUGAUCAAGUUGCUCGAUUUAUGCAAAUCUCACCAGCCAUUGUCCAUUGUCUCUUCCCCGCGAAGUUCAUGUGGAGUUGUCUCAUCUUGCUGUGAAACUGACGAUUCAUCUUGAGAUUGCCGAUUCGAAGCGAUUUAUCCUUAUUCUCUCUUUCCGUAGUCUCGGGUCCUCGGUCUUAGAGACAGUGGAGGCUUGAGGAACGUUGGUCUAGUGAAUAAAUUUGGUUGGAAGGAUCGCUAAAUCCCAGUCCACGCAUGCUGCAACUGCACAGGGGAAACAUCCUAUCAUAUGGCACAUGAGCAACUAAUUCGACUGUUCAUAUUUCCAUUUACCAAAGGAGCUACUCACCACACUUCUUCCUAGACAAUUCUAGCAAAAUACGUUUAGGGAAGGAAACGAAAAGACGACUAAAGCCCUCUAUAAGAGAAGAGAAGGAAAAAUAUAGGAGCCAAGAUGGACGAACUCCCCAUCGAGCUCAACGUCAUCACGCUAAAUUGCUGGGGUCUUUUACACUUGAGCCAGCACCGCGCCGAGCGUCUGACCGCCAUCGGCCGCGAACUCGCCGCCGCCGACCCAGCACCACACAUCGUCGCGCUGCAAGAAUGCUGGACGCAAGAGGACUACCGGACCAUCCGGCGCGAAACCCGCUUCGUGCUGCCCUUCGGCAAGUUCUACCAUAGCGGUGUAUUCGGCGGCGGCCUCGCCAUACUGUCUAGAUGGCCCAUCGAGGAGAGUAGUAUGGUCCGGUACCCUCUUAACGGCCGACCGACCGCGUUUUAUAGGGGCGACUGGUUCGUCGGCAAGGGCGUGGCGUGCGCGCGGAUCCGGUACGGCCCGGGGGACCGCGAUAUUGUGGAAGUUUUCAACACACAUACUCAUGCUAUAUACGAACACCCACCCGAUAAAACCGACAGCUACGUGGUCCAGCGACUUUCGCAGUCCUGGGAAAUGGCCAAACUAGUCCGCGGUGCCGCCGAGAGAGGGCACCUAGCCAUAGCGCUGGGUGAUUUUAACGACGUGCCGCUGUCGCUAUCAUAUCGCAUGUUAACAGCUCACGCCCCGAUAAGAGAUGUGUGGAGAGUAUUAAACCCGGACUCGUCUCUCGGCUCCGCCAUCCACGAGCUCGAGCGCUCGCGGCGGCGACCCAUACCCUCUGCUGCCUUCAACCUGGCCGAAAAUGGCGUUACGAGCAACAGUGUGUACAACACGUGGAGGUGGUCCAAGUCCGAUCAACGGGCGCUGCGCUCGGGCAAGGACUCCAUGAUCGUGCCGCCGGACACGCCAGAUCCGCGAGGCAAGCGGAUCGACUACAUAUUCUUCUCGCCGCAAGUCUGCUCGACGACAAAUCCACAUUUUAGAGAACUUAACCAGGCACGCACGAGCCAUGAUGUCGGCGAACGCAGCACCAGGACCAGGGGCUGGGUCGUCAAGGACGCGCGUGUAGGCAUGCUCACGCGGCACCCGGACCUCGGCUGCUCCCUCAGCGAUCACUUCUCCGUCGAAGCCACUCUCCUGCUCCACACAUCCGACACCUCCCUCGCCACCACAUCCCCCAGCCGCCCACCCUCCUCCCCUCCAUCCCCGCCCCCAAAACGGCCCUCUAGCUCAGACUCGCACCUCGCCGCCACGAAGGCGGGGACCAACCACCACGCGCGCUCGCUCCUGGCCCUCGAGCACGGCACCUACCUCUCCUCGCCCACGGGCUCCGAAGUCCGCGUCGCCUCGCGCCUCGAGCUAGACCAGUCCUACGACGCGCAGCUGCGCGACAGCGCCCGCGCGCUGCCGACCCUGCGCGGCGAGGGCCUGCCCUGCACCCUGUACGAUGACGUAUUAUCCCUGAUCCACGCCUACGACGCGCGCGAGCGCUCGCAGCGGCGCUGGCGCAUCCUGCAUUUUUUCCUCUGGCUCUGCGUCGUCGUCGCCUGCUACGUGGCCGUCUGGUUCGUGAAGCCGUGGCCCGGCGUCGCCUUCGCGUUCCUCGUCCUUAGUAGCCUCGGCUUCGCGCUCGGCCUCUUAGACGGCCUUAUGGGCUUGUUGUUUUUUGGGUCAGAGAUCCGCGCCCUCAAGGAGUUCGAGUGGGAGAUCCGCAACGCGAAGGCUACCGCUAGCGGGGCGCAUGGGCUGAGGGACGAGGAGGGGUGUGGUGCUUCUACUGUUGCUGGCGGGGAGGAGGUGGGGGAGAAGGUUUGGUGAUUGAUUGAUUGGUUGAUUAGUUAUUUAAUUAAUUGGCGAGGCUGUGUGUGUGUUUACGUUUAUGUUUGCGUAUACGUAUGAUCUCGCUAUUUUCGAUCUACCUACCUACCUACCUACCUACCAACCAAGUAGGUAUAUUUCUAAGGACAGAAAUUUUGGAAGGAGCGAAAUAAUGGACAUACCGACUUACUUUUUCCUGGGACGAGGGAAACGCUUGUUUAUAAUGCACGGAACGAUUAAAAAGGAUAGGGGCGAUACGAGUCGUGUUGGAAAGGCGAUUACAUACUUAGGUUAUGAAUUUGUAAUGAUACCACGAGGACGAUACAGGUUCCAUCCAUAUAGGGAUACUGUUCUAAUACUAAUUUUUCUCUCCCGUCUGACUGGAAUUUUUCCAGCGAUCCCUAUUUUCAUCCUCUUGCUACUCUCAUACCAAUUUGUUAAUCAUGAGCGAGUUCCCUUCCCACCAAAGCGUACCUAAGUCUUCGCCCCGAAGCCACCACUGUCAGCCCGCCGCACGGGCGUGGUACCAAGCCCGAUAGGAAGCCAGCUCAGCACUUUCGUUCGACUUCCCAUUCCUUUUUCCAUCUUCUCUACCAUCCC